UCUGGGACCCUCCAUAUUGGAAUCCAAGUCCGGUGCUAGGGAAGCUGUUGCGUAGCUUCGGUGGCGCAGUAACGCUGUGGGUGCUGGGCGAUGGUAAGAAGUCCCCGAGAAGUGGACAUGGCCAGGACAGCUUAUGAGAAUACCUUUGUCUACUUUCCCCAUGGGAACUGUGAGAUGUCCUCAUCCCGACCCCCAUGUCUUUACCAGGUGGGAUUGGUGUCCUUUGAGGACGUAGCCGUGGACUUCACUUGGCAGGAAUGGCAGGAGCUGGAUGCUGCCCAGAGGACCCUCUACAGGGACGUGAUGCUGGAGAACUACAGCAGCCUGGUGUCCUUGGGGUACUGUUUAGUCAAACCUGAGUUGAUCUCCAAGUUGGAAAAAGGAUUUGAACCAUGGGAUGUUGCAGAAGCCACAGAGCAGUGCCUGCCAGAUGUCCAUACAUGGAGUGCUCCAGUUGAAAAAAUCCAGCAAAGUCAAGAGAAGUAUUUGAGGCAAGUCAAAAUCACCAGGAGAAAUACAUCAAAUGAAGAUAAGGUUGAAGUAGAAAACACAUACAAAGUGGACUCAAACUGCAUUUCAAAUAUGACUAUGAAGAAUGAAGUCUGUUCUAGAAUGUUCUUUCAGGAGCUUGUUAAUCCACCGCAAGAUGUACCUUUGCCUACAGAGGCUGGUGAGAGGCAGAGUACAGAAGAACCUCAUGAUCUGAGUGGAACUCAGGAAGCCCUCUCAUAUCCUGAGCAUUUUACUCACCAUAGCAAGGAUCAGUGUCAAUUUCAGUAUUUUGGAUCAGAUGAAGCCUUCCACACGAAAGCAAUAUUAACACCUCAGAUAUUUUGUGUUCAGGAAACCCCUAGGAAGUGCAAUGACUGUGAUGAACCCUUUGAUGAGGUAGAACUUCCUGCCCAAUCUAUGACUCAGUUAAGAAAGGAAACUUUGGGAUGGAAUAUAUGUCAUAAAACAUUCCAUAACAAGACCGAAUUCAGCAACCAUGACAACAUGCACAUGGGAGGGAAUGAUAACAAGUGUGAUUAUGAGAAACCUAUCAUUAACAAAUCAUUAUACCUUAUACACCAGGAAGCACAUGCAGGGAAAAAGCCCCAAGCACACAAGGAAAACAUCAAAUUCUUCUGCCUGGAUGCCGAGCUGCAAACAGUUGAUCAAAAGCUUCACAGAGAGAAACAAAUUUAUGAAUGUAAAGUAUCUGGGAAAACCUUUUGCCAUGAGUCAGAGAACAUCAGCCAGCAGAAACCGCAUGCCUGGGAGAAAGCCUGUGGGGGUAAGGAAAGCAGAGAAGCUCGCUGUGAUGAGUCAGCCCUCACCCAACAUCAGAGACUUUAUACAGAGGAGAAAGCCUGUGAGGGUAGAAAAUGUAGUAAGGCUUUCUACCAUAAUUCACUACUGUCUCAAUAUCAGACAGCUCAUACAACUGAACAGCAAAGUGACUGCAAAGAAUUAAUGAAAAUUUACUUCUACAUCUCAAGCCUCACUCAGCAUCACAGACCUCAUACUCUUGAGAAACCUUACGGGUGUAAUGAUUGCAUGAAAACUUUCUCCCACAAGUCACAGCUCGCUCGACAUCAGCGGACUCAUACAGGGGAGAAGCCCCAUGAAUGUAAAGAAUGCAGGAAAGCUUUCUGUCACAAGUCACACCUCACCCGGCAUCAGGGAAUCCAUGCACCCGAAAAACCCUACGAAUGUAAAGAAUGUAAAAAGUCUUUCUACCUGAGGUCACAACUCACUCAGCAUCAGAGAACACACACAGGGGAGAAGCCCUUUGAGUGCAAAGAAUGUCAGAAAGCUUUCUUCCGCAAUUCACACCUCACCCAACAUCAGAAAAUCCAUACAGGCGAGAAGCCACAUAAGUGUAAAGAAUGUGGGAAUGCAUUUGCCCGUAAGUCGCACCUCACGCAACAUCAGAAAACCCACACAGGUGAGAGGCCGUACGAAUGUAAAGAGUGCAGGAAAGCCUUCUCUCGUAAGUCGCAACUGAUGCAGCACGAGACGACUCACACUGGGGAGAGAGCCUAUGAAUGCAAGGAAUGCAGGAAAACUUUCUAUCUCAAGGCGUACCUCACUCGACACCAGGUAAUCCACAAAUCCGAAAAGCCAUUUGAGUGUAAGAAAUGUGGGAAAGCUUUCUCCCGGAAGUCAUACCUCACGCGACAUCAGAAGACACACAAAGGUGAAAAGCCCUAUCUGGGUGAGAAACUGUAGGGAUGUAAAUUAUGAAGGAGGUUCUUAAGCUAGUUGGACUUAACAGAGAGCUUACACAGGUGAGACGUCCCAUGCAUGUGGGAAAAUGUGCUACCGUUACAUCUCAGCCUACAUCAGAGAACCCGUGCCAGGAAUAAACCCUACAAAUGGAAAAGUAUGAAAGUAAGUUUUGUGCAGGAGUUAUGCCUCACUAUCGGAUCAGAAAUCUUAUACCGGUGAGAAGCCAUAGGAAAUGUAAGAAUGCCGUGUUGAAGUUACACCUCAUCAAACAUUAGUGAGUUCGUACAAGUGACAAAGCCAAUGACUAUGAAGGGUGAGGUAGAGCUGUAACACAACAAGGGGUGAUGUAGCCAGGCAAAAAUCCUGUCAACAUAAACAAUGCAGGAAAAUUUUCUAUCAUCAAGCAACUCACCAACUGCCUGAAAACUUACAACUGCCAUUUAAGUUGCAACAACAAGGGAAAUGUUUCAACAAGGGAGACCCCACUGACAGGAAACUCACACACAUGAUAAACCACGCUAAUCUGAGGGAGCUUAGGGAGCCCAGGAAAGUAAGGCAUCCCAUAAGUAUAAAUGAUCUAGAGGUGUUUCAAGGAGCACUUGCUUUUGAUCUCUGCUUUCUUGGUACUACAGCUUACAUUUCACUUGUAAUGAGACAAGGCUAGCCUGGACAAUGGAGUAAUACACCUAUCUUUUUUUUUCUUGAGACUACAUUUCCCUAUGUAGACCAGGCUGGCUUCAGACUCAUGGAAAUCCACCUGCUUCUGCCUCUGCCCCCAAGCAUUUGGAUUAAAGGCAUAUGCUACCACA
Rattus rattus (black rat) is the source of this 3023-nucleotide messenger RNA. Its product is annotated as zinc finger protein 345-like. Lineage: Eukaryota; Metazoa; Chordata; Mammalia; Rodentia; Muridae. The transcript has 5 exons. Gene Ontology annotation, biological process: negative regulation of transcription by RNA polymerase II. The record is from RefSeq and is a predicted model, not a curated record. The coding region runs from base 91 to 2214 and encodes 707 amino acids. Gene Ontology annotation, molecular function: DNA-binding transcription repressor activity, RNA polymerase II-specific.